AUGGGGAAGGUGAAAAAAGCAUAUGAGCUCGAAAUCACAAAGAUCCUUGCCAAGACCAUGCAGAGCAGCUACAGGAAGAAGCAGGUCGAGGAGUUGGUUUCAAGAAUCCUCCUGAAGAUGCAGGCCGUCAUCAGGCCUAGCGGUGACUGCGAUGAGAUAGAGGCACUAAGGUCCGAGUUCAUGUUUUUGAAGCAGGAGGCACACUCCCUUAUGAACUCUUGA
Messenger RNA from Encephalitozoon cuniculi GB-M1, 222 nucleotides. RefSeq lists its product as uncharacterized. The record is from RefSeq and is marked provisional. Lineage: Eukaryota; Fungi; Microsporidia; Unikaryonidae. Bases 1 to 222 code for a protein of 73 amino acids. The transcript has a single exon.